AUGCUGAUGGACUUCUCCAAGGGCGACAAGUGUCAGAACCUGGUGGGAAAGCCCAAGAUCUUCAUCAUUCAGAAACCAAUCUCCAUUCUAAGCAAAAGUCAAAUGACCACCACGAUCGACUCUUCACAAAUACGUGAGGAACAGCACAUCCUGGAAACAGUCGCCUUCCACGGGAGCAUCCACAGCAUAGAGAGAGAACAAGAAGAAAAUUACAAAAUGAACCACAAGAGGCGAGGAAUCGCUUUGAUCUUCAACCACGAGCAUUUCUACGAUCACCUGCGUUUGACCCAGCGCUCAGGCACCUGCGUAGACCGGGAGAAUCUCCGUCGCAGGCUUCAGAAACUAGGUUUCGAGGUGGAAAGCUAUGACAACCUCAGAGCGAAAGAUAUACUGCUCAAAAUGUAUAAUGCAUCAACUGCCAGCCACACGGAUGCCGACUGCUUUCUCUGUGUUUUCCUGAGCCAUGGUGAAGGCAAUCAUGUUUAUGCCUUCGACGCUAAGGUGGAAAUUUCCACGCUGACAGACUUCUUCAAAGGCAACAAGUGUCCGAGCCUGGUGGGCAAGCCCAAGAUCUUCAUCAUUCAGGCAUGUCGUGGGGACAAGUACGAUGAGCCUGUCCAGCCCAUGGAAGAGGUGGACUCUAUGCGCCUGCUUGAAAUCAAAAACACCCAGGUGGACGCAGCAUCUGUGUACACGCUGCCCGCUGGCGCCGACUUCCUCAUGUGCUAUUCAGUGGCCGAAGGGUAUUUCUCACACCGGGAUACCAAGCACGGCUCGUGGUACAUCCAGGAUCUGUGUGAGGUGCUGGCAAAGUAUGGCACGGACCGGGAGAUCACGGAGCUGCUCACUAUGGUCAACUAUAAGGUGUCCCAGCGCAGUGUACAGGGCAGCAUUGACGAGAAUGCCAUCGGCAUGAAGCAGAUCCCCUGCUUCGCCUCAAUGCUCACCAAGAAACUGCGCUUCCCUUGCAAGCCCCAGUGA
Molecule: messenger RNA, 981 nt
Organism: Sorex fumeus (smoky shrew)
Lineage: Eukaryota; Metazoa; Chordata; Mammalia; Eulipotyphla; Soricidae
Product: caspase-6-like
Exons: 8
Coding region: 1-981 (326 amino acids)
Biological process (GO): apoptotic process; proteolysis
Cellular component (GO): cytoplasm
Source: RefSeq, a predicted model, not a curated record